Molecule: messenger RNA, 1438 nt
Organism: Pogonomyrmex barbatus (red harvester ant)
Lineage: Eukaryota; Metazoa; Arthropoda; Insecta; Hymenoptera; Formicidae
Gene: Grip163
Product: gamma-tubulin complex component 6
Biological process (GO): mitotic cell cycle; spindle assembly; meiotic cell cycle
Cellular component (GO): gamma-tubulin complex; spindle pole; microtubule organizing center
Molecular function (GO): microtubule minus-end binding; gamma-tubulin binding
Source: RefSeq, a predicted model, not a curated record
UUUAUGUAACACGUGAAAGAAAGGUAAAUUAUUCACGGGCGAUACUUAUGAAAUAAAUUUUGAAGUAAAAUAAAUAAAUAUAUUUAUUUAUUUAUUAUUCAUUUUACUUCAACAUUUAUACUUAUUUGUGAAAAUCACGAAUGCGAAAUUUGAUCUUUUAUGACCUAUUGUAGAUUCGACGGAACGCCCAUUUUCUGAAUACUUGAAGUUUUUCUUCGUGAGAACAAUGUAUAGAUUCAAUUUGUCCGCACCGGGAAUGGUAUUUUUAUAUGGAGACGCAAUGAUAAUGUCCGCAAAGACUUGCAUAGCAACCAGUUUAGACAUGCGUACCAGGCUUUCAUUCGCUUCGCUACCCCCAAGAGUCGUUCCGAUUGAGUAUAUAGAACUGGAUUUUUCCAGUAUCAAUUUACAUGUGAAGAUACCGUUGACUCAAUUUCUUUUACACUUCUUCUAUCAUAACAUCAAACGCGAUGUUAAUUCAAUUCAGAUAUACAACGGGGUAAAAAGUUUUCUCGACUCAUCAAUGGACACGUACAUCGGCACGUAUGAACGCAGCAACGUUGAUCAUCAGUCAAGUUUACAAGCGUUCUUCUUUCUACUCGUAUCUGUUGCAUACAAAGAAUCUAUAGAAAUAACAAGUUCUUUUAUCGUAAAAGUAUCAACGGAAUUGACGAUCGGAGAGGGUCUGGGCAGUUCGGCAUCAUUCGCGGUGUGUCUCACAGCGUGCUUUCUGCGCUGGUCGCUUCUACAGAAAGGAAUUGUCCGUUAUGAAUUUGAUGGAGAUGAUAAACUAUUGAUAGCGAGUUAUGCUAUCGAUUGUGAUUGUAUUAUAUAUCAGUCCACCUCAGUGAUGGCAGUAAAUGUAUCGGUAAAAGGCUCGAUAUUAAUCUUCAACGAGGGAUUACCGAUUAAGUUAUUUUCUAAAGAUUCUAUGUUUAGAAUAAAGAUCAUAUUGGUCUACUCGAAUGUUAGUAUGAAAACGGUAAAUUUGAGCGAUAUCGAAAGAUCUGUGAUGACUAAUCCUAUCGCUAUUUCCAUCCUAAGCAUUAUGGAAGCUUUAGCAAAAGCAUCCGUUCAAACGUUUAUUGAAAUUAACGAAAACAUAUUUUACCUAUGUCGCGGUGAUAUCAUAAAACCUGUAAAUCUCAAUCUCCCUCUCAAGUUAUACAAAAAAUUAUCGGAACUCAUCCAAAUGAAUCAAGGAUUACUGCAAGCAUUAAAUAUGUCACAUCCAGAGAUAGAUAUUAUUUGUGCAAUUGCGCAAGACUCUUCACUCGCAGGGAAGCUCACGGGUAAAGGUAAAGGUGGAUAUGCAUUCAUUUUAUUGCCACCAAACACUACGGACGAAGACAUCACAAAAUUGAUAGAUGAAUUCAAGUCGCAUAAUUUUCCCGUCACGUUAACCAGUUUAUGCGGCAACGGAGUGAUAGUUGAAUAA